AUGUCGUUCCCUAGUUCCAAUUCAGAUCCAAAAUCCCUUCGUGUAUUUCCAUUGGCCCUGUGCGCAUCCACCUGCUCCGUCAGACUUGACUUCCCAUUGCUCUUCGAAAAGGCACAGGAGCUUCUAUCCACUAUUUCAGUGCUGGAAGUCACAAUUUCAAAACUUGAACAAGAAAUUAUCUCUUUGCAUUUCCAACUUAGUCAGGAAAGGAAUGAGCGGAGGCUUACAGAAUAUCGUUUGAGGCAUUCAGCUUCUCAGUCUGCAUUUGUUUACUCCCCUGAAACUCCAAAAGAAGCGAUUUCAUCUUCUUUGAGGUGUUGGAAGCAUUCUAAUUCUGCACUGCAUCACUCUUAUGAGGAUAUCUCUGGUGAAGACCACCCUUUUGAAUCUAGCUCCGAAACAUCUUGUACACAAUCAGAAAUAGAGCAUGCAGUGAAGUCAAUUGCACUUUUGGAUGACAAAGCAUCUGUGAAGAUGGUCUCCAAACCUGCUCAACCUGUAGAGUUCAAGAAGAUUCCAAAAGGAUUACCAACUAAGGGCCUCUGGGAUUACCCUAAUCAACUUUCAGAGGAGAUGGUAAGAUGUAUGAAGAAUAUAUUCAUGACUCUGGCAGAUUCUGCUAUACCAUCAAAGUCAUCUGCACUGGAAAGCCAAUCCUCACCUGUAUCUCCUCCAGAUUCUGCUAUACCAUCAAAGUCAUCUGCACUGGAAAGCCAAUCCUCACCUGUAUCUCCUCAAGGACAUUUUUCCAAUUCAUCAUGGUGGUCAUUGUCUGAGCGCUCGAAGAUUUCAUCAUGGGUGCAGAGCCCCCAAGUUGAUAUACAGUCCAACUCUGAAGUUUUGGCUUCAGAGAAUGUCUUUGAUCCCUACAGAGUGCAUGGGAAGUUGAGCUGGGCAGACAUAGGAAACUAUGGGUUAGCUACUGAAGUUUCUUGGAUGUCAGUUGGGAAGAAGCAAUUAGAAUAUGCCUCAGGGGCAUUAAGGAGUUUCAGGAUUCUUGUCGAGCAGCUGGCCAAAGUGAAUCCUAUCCACUUGACAUGCGAUGAGAAGCUUGCUUUCUGGAUGAACUUGUACAAUGCUCUUAUUAUGCAUGCAUACUUGGCAUAUGGAGUUCCAAGAAGCGACUUGAAGCUCUUUUCCUUGAUGCAAAAGGCUGCGUACACUGUGGGAGGUCAUUCUUUUAGUGCAGCUGCCAUUGAGUAUGUUGUUCUGAAGAUGAAACCACCACUCCAUAGGCCGCAAAUUGUAUGCAACUGUUUUAAUUAUGUCAAUGGAUUAGUAACUGUUUUGUUCUUGCCUAAUGUGUCAUUCCCUGAUUUGGUGAGCCAAGGGAAUGGGUACAUAUGUGAUGUACAAAAUAUAAGAAUAAAGUUUUUAGUUAGUUAUCUUUUUAUGCCUAUCUAGUUCAAAAAAAAA
Messenger RNA from Jatropha curcas, 1416 nucleotides. Lineage: Eukaryota; Viridiplantae; Streptophyta; Magnoliopsida; Malpighiales; Euphorbiaceae. The record is from RefSeq and is a predicted model, not a curated record.